Molecule: messenger RNA, 2421 nt
Organism: Chanos chanos (milkfish)
Lineage: Eukaryota; Metazoa; Chordata; Actinopteri; Gonorynchiformes; Chanidae
Product: disintegrin and metalloproteinase domain-containing protein 11-like
Exons: 28
Coding region: 1-2421 (806 amino acids)
Biological process (GO): proteolysis
Molecular function (GO): metalloendopeptidase activity
Source: RefSeq, a predicted model, not a curated record
AUGAGGGAGGUCGCCAUAACGUUAAUAUAUCAACCGCCGAGGCUCGAUGCAACUCGCGGGGAUUAUGUGAUCAGCAUGCUGGCGGUGCGGUGCCUGGUGUUUGCUGCAGUGGGCGCAAGGCUUUCCGUGACAGGCGGUAGCAGUAGUUCGUCGCCAAAGGAUGCCAGCGUGUGGGAUUGGUUUUUUCCGAUGGAGCAGCAGGGAGAGAGUCAAGUUGUGGCCGACGAAGUCACCCACCCUCAGCGGCUACUGCAGCAGAGAGACUCGAGUAAAGAAACGACGCACGGCCACCUAGGCACGCGGGUCAGAAACAGCACGGGAGAGGGAACGCCUAUUCAUCUGGCCCGGAGUAGUUUCCAGAUUGAGGUGUUUGGAAGAACAUUCAUCUUGGACUUAGAAUUAAACCAUCACUUGCUAUCCUCUGAUUACGUGGAGCGACACUUUGACCAAGAUGGGAAACCCUCGGAGUCAGCAGGAGGAGAGCACUGUUACUACCAUGGCACUGUGAGAGGGGUUCCUGGUUCCUGGGUAGCUCUGUCAACAUGUCACGGCCUCUGUGGCAUGUUUUCAGAUUGCCAGUAUUCAUAUGGGAUUGAGCCUGUUCUCAAUUCAAGUGACCAGCAGGUCGGUGCUCAUCUGGUCCGUAAGAUGCUUGAUGUCAAACUGCCAACUUCUUCUUCAGACAUCCAUAUAAACGAUGAUGAGCACCAGGAUGAAGAGCUCGAUUCUCCAAAGAGACCUGAACACACAGAGGGUCUGAGACGCUCAAAGAGACGGGUUUGGAGGCCCAGAGUACAGACUGAAACUAAGUACAUUGAGCUUAUGGUUAUCAACGACUAUGAAAUGUUUGUCCAGUUGCGGAAAUCUACGACUCAGACGAAGAACUUUGCCAAGGCAGUAGUUAAUAUGGCUGAUGCGAUCUACAAGGAGCAGCUCAACACUCGUAUUGUCCUGGUCGCCAUGGAGACGUGGUCGUCGGAAAAUCCAAUUUCCGUGGUGCCGGACCCGCUGACGACACUGCAGAACUUUAUGAAGUACCGCAAGGAGAACAUCAAGGAACCUUGCGACGUUGUCCACCUGUUCUCGGGAAGCACCUUCCAGAGUAGCCGCAGUGGAACAGCAUACACUGGAGGAAUUUGUUCCAUCACUAGAGGAGGAGGCAUAAAUGAGUAUGGAAAUGUGGGAGCCAUGGCGACCACUUUGUGUCAGAGUUUGGGUCAGAACAUCGGUAUGAGAUGGAACAACAUCCGCAAUGCUGCAGGAGACUGUCGGUGCCCUGAUACUUGGCUCGGUUGUAUCAUGGAAGACACAGGGUACUACCUCCCACGUAAGUUCUCUCGCUGUAGCGUUGAUGAGUACAUCCAAUUCCUGCUCCAGGGGGGAGGAAGCUGCCUCUUCAACAAACCCAACAAGCUUUUAGACCCUCCUGAGUGUGGGAAUGGGUUUGUGGAAACGGGAGAGGAGUGUGACUGCGGCUCCCAGGUGGAGUGUGCGCGCAGUGGUGGGGCCUGCUGUAAGAAGUGUACCCUCACACACGACGCGAUGUGCAGCAACGGACUGUGCUGUCGGGAGUGCAGGUAUGAGCUAAGGGGCGUGGUUUGCAGGGAGGCUGUUAAUGACUGUGAUAUCCAGGAGACCUGCACUGGAGAUUCCAGCCAGUGUCCCCACAAUGUUCACAAAUUGGAUGGAUACAUGUGUGACAGCAAUCAGGGCCGCUGUUACAGCGGGCGUUGUCGGACGCUGGAUGGUCAGUGCAGAGGACUGUGGGGCUACAACGCUGCGGAUCGGUUCUGCUAUGAGAAGCUGAACGCUGAAGGCACAGAGAAAGGAAACUGUGGUCGUAGGCCUGGAGGUCAAGGCUGGCUACAGUGCAACAAACCGGACGUGUUGUGUGGAUUUCUGUUCUGUUCUAACAUGACGGCAAAACCCAAAUUUGGGGACUUACAGGGAGAGGUUACCAGUCAGACUCUUUACCACCAGAAUAAGUACCUGGACUGCCGAGGUGGCCACGCUGUGUUAGAGGACGGCUCAGAUCUGGGUUAUGUGGAGGAUGGAACACCCUGUGGUCCUCAUAUGAUGUGUCUUGAGCGACGCUGUCUGCCACUAAGCUCCUUCAACCUCAGUACCUGCCCCGGAUCCAACUACGGAAGGACAUGUUUUGACCAUGGGACAUGCAGUAAUGAGGUGAAAUGCAUUUGUGACAGGGACUACACAGGGAAAGACUGUAGCGUAUUUGACCCUAUUCCUGACCCCACCCCGCCCCCGGGCCCAGAGAAGAAAGGUCCAAGUGGUACCAAUAUUAUCAUAGGCUCCAUUGCGGGGGCUAUUCUCCUGGCAGCUAUAGUCCUGGGGGGCACAGGCUGGGGAUUUAAAAAUAUCCGAAGAGGAAGGUAUGACUCCGCCUCUAACGGGCCAGAGUGA